Cuscuta epithymum is the source of this 1848-nucleotide messenger RNA. The record is from the annotation of a GenBank genome assembly. Lineage: Eukaryota; Viridiplantae; Streptophyta; Magnoliopsida; Solanales; Convolvulaceae.
CAGCUAUACCACCUAUACAUAUUUAAUAUUUUCAUCCUCGAAAGGGAGUCAAAGCCCCUAAUUUUUCGUUAAUGAAUUAAUAUCUGAUGAAUUAGCUUAUGCGAGCUUAUAAGCAUGGCUUCUCUAGUGAAUCGGCUGAGCCUGGCCCUUGGUCUCGUAGCCUUAGCGUUAGCCGGCUACUCCAUUUACCGGCACACACAAACAGCCGUUAAGGGGCAGCUUGAGGUUAACCCAACUUGGCUGGAGUCGGCGCCCAACAUAUUGUCUCUAGGUUCCGGAAAAUCCUCCGGCAAAGUUUUCGACCAAGCCUGCGCAUUCUCCGCCGUGAAAGAAGUGGUGGAUGCUGCCAUAGAUGCGGAAACUCGGAUGGGUGCUUCCCUCAUUCGUUUGUUCUUCCAUGAUGACUGCUUUGUCGACGGUUGCGAUGGAGGGUUGCUUCUCAAGGACACGGCUACUUUCACCGGGGAGCAAGGAGCGGGAGGAAAUGAUAAUUCGGUGAGGGGCUUCGAAGUAAUAGAGAAAGCUAAGCAGAACGUGAAAGCCAAAUGUCCCUCUACUCCCAUCUCCUGUGCAGAUAUCCUAUCCAUUGCUGCCCGUGAUUCUUACACUAAAUUUACCGGCAAAACAUACACCGUGACACUGGGAAGAGGAGAUGCAAGAACGGCAAACCUCACCGGAGCUAAUACGCAGCUCGUCGGACCAUCGGAAGACUUGGCAUCCCAAACCCAAAAAUUCGCCGACAAAGGAUUCACCCAAACAGAGAUGGUGGCCCUGUUAGGCAUUCACACAAUCGGCUUCGCCAGGUGUCCCCUUUUAUGCGUUGACGAUUCUUUCGUCAAUCCUGCUCGGGCCUCUUCUCUGCAUUGCAACUGCCAAACAAGCCUUAACAACACGGAUUUGGUCGGUCUGGACCCCACUCCUCUAACGUUUGACCGACGUUAUUACGCCGACGUCGCAAACAGGCAGGGUCUGCUGUUCUCCGACGAUGAGCUGAUGAGGAGCAAUGCGAGUAGCGCCGCCGUCAGGAGGCCAAAAGUGAAAAAGCAAAGGAGAGAAGGAAGAAGAAUAGGUACAAGCAUCGGUUGGGGUCCAAUGGUUAUGAAGGACUGCUAAAGAGGAAUGUUUAUUCUCUUACAUCCUUAAUUAAUGAUAUGCUUAUUUCUAUAUGGAGGGUUGCUAAAGAGGAAGAUUUAUUAUUCUCUUACAUGCUUAGUAGUUAAUGAUUUAUUUAUUUCACUACUUGCUUGAAUUACUCUAUUUUAAUUUUUUUGUUUAAUCUGAUAGCAAAGUGAGCUUGGAGGUAUUUUGAAAGAUAUCGAUCGUGCAGAUACAUGGCUUUUGUGUAGAAAGAAAAAAAUGAAGAAUAUGAUGAGGACGUGAAGAUAUUUCUGAAAAAUUGCAAGUAUCAUACACUUUAGCUUUUAUUCGAAAGAUAUACUUAGAUUAAAUAUUAGUUACUCACGUGAGUUAUUUAUUACUAAAUUUAUUUACCUACUAUAAUGAUUUAGCUACUGAAAUGAUUUAACCACUUAAAGUUCUAUUUUACUUUAACUAAUGUAACUUUUUUAUAUAGAAAAAGCUCAAGAAGGUGGUUGAAGUUGGUAUACCGUGGGAGCAGCCCACCGUGAGCAUGCUGCUCCCACACAAAAAAACGUGUGUUACUUGUUCACGCGGGAGAAUAGUAACUCAUUUUUUGUUUUUUCAUUGUACAGUAGCAGAUUGAUGUAAUUCGCGGUAAAAAAAUGUAACUCUCGUUAAUAAAAAAUGCAACUGCAGACAAGUCGAAAUGUAACUUGUCUAAUACGGAUUAUAAGAAUUAAAACAUUUAUUUCAAUGAAACAAAGGGUC